GUCCCGGAAUAAUUCUAUCCUCAUCUCAGGCUUUUGCUGUUCCGGCCCUCCGGGGCAUAUAUCAGGUGCUACUAUCAUAGUAAGAUCGGAUGAACAAGAGGGUGCGAGGCCGUGCUGCAUUCAGUCCUGAAUCGAUGAUGCGAAUAAAAUCAUGAAGUGAGGCGACUGUCAGCGACGGCGACGAAGCACUGGUGGUGGCCAAGACAAGCUGGUGGCUGGUGGCUGGCAGGAACGACGCAGAAAAUCCGUCCACUCGUUCAUUUUUACGGUUUUUGCGAUGAAGUCUGUUGCAGUACUCCCCAUUCUGGCGGCGUCGGUGCUCGCAUCGUCCGCGCUCAUUCCGACAGAUGUUUCGUCGGCGUGCAGCAGCUACCUCAAUUCCUUCAACCAGGAUACGUCUCUUGAGAGCUGCAUCUCGCCGCUCGUCAAGGCGACUGCCCAGUUCGGCGCGGGCGCGAACAGUACCUCCAACCCGACGUCGUCUGCCGUCAGCAGCGCUCUUUCGAGCCUCUGCUCCGCCACCACCUGCUCUUCCCAGACGAUCCGCACGCAGCUCGCCAAUCUCUACUCUGCGUGCACGGCCGAGCUCACGUCGAGCGCGAACAAGGAUGUCCUCCGCACGUACGACGUCCUCUACUCCAUCGUGCCCCUCCAGCAGGCGAUGUGCAGCAAGAACAGCAACGGAGACUACUGUGUCGUCGCCGGCAGCAACUCGUCUUCGUCCUCGGGCACGAACGACGCCGCUUCGACCGCCACGGGCGAGAGCUUCAGCUCCAUCUCCGAAUACCUCUACUCGGACGCCUCGUCGCCGUCCUCCGUCGCCCGCCGGGACAACUCGCAGGCGACCAUCUCCAUCGUCCCGAACACGACCACCUUCGCCGAAAACAACAUCCUCUUCCUCUUCCUCUCGCCCAACCUCUCGUCCUCGGAGCUCUGCACGUCGUGCACGCGCAGCGUCAUAACCGCGUACACCGACUUCGAGAGCAACGUGCCCUACGCGCCCGGCCUCCAGUCGAGCACGCUCAUGAGCGGCCAGACCGCGCUCUACAAGGGCAUCAUCAGCACCUGCGGGUCGAGCUUCAUGAGCGGCGGCGCGCAGGCUGCUGGUGCGAUCUCCAGCGGCGAGACCUCCGGCGCGCCGCCGUCCAUCGCCGUCAGCGCGAAGGCGGUCAGCGCCGUCUUCGGUGCGGCCGCUCUCGCCUUCUUCGCUAUGCUGUAGACGGAGUUGUGAUUCCGAGUCUGUUCUGAUCCACCGUACCUUUUGGACUCUCAUCGAACCACUUACAAGCUAGUGAUACCCGUGCCGGGUAGGCGCAUUCAUAAUAGCAUUUGGUCUUCCGUAUCAGUUGCAGACGCAAGGCUGGUCGCUGAUGUUGUUUCUCGAGCCAGUAUUACACGCGAGUAUGCCUAUGAUUUGUCACUGCCAACCAGGGCCGCUCGAUAGCAACCUCAAGAUUACUGUGCAAACGUUGUUGUAAGUAUGUUUGUCAAGACUGCAGUUGUCAAUGGAAC
Molecule: messenger RNA, 1512 nt
Organism: Rhodofomes roseus
Lineage: Eukaryota; Fungi; Basidiomycota; Agaricomycetes; Polyporales; Fomitopsidaceae
Exons: 4
Coding region: 278-1219 (313 amino acids)
Source: RefSeq, a predicted model, not a curated record